Zootoca vivipara (common lizard) is the source of this 11370-nucleotide messenger RNA. RefSeq names its product cyclin dependent kinase like 5 (gene CDKL5). NCBI's taxonomy places the organism in Eukaryota, Metazoa, Chordata, Lepidosauria, Squamata, Lacertidae. The record is from RefSeq and is a predicted model, not a curated record. Gene Ontology annotation, cellular component: nucleus; dendrite cytoplasm. Gene Ontology annotation, molecular function: protein kinase activity; ATP binding. Gene Ontology annotation, biological process: protein phosphorylation; positive regulation of axon extension; regulation of dendrite development.
UUUUCUUUUCUUUUUUUUCCACGCGGGUGGGCAAUAGCGAAGGCGGCCCCAGGGAGGCGGCGGCGGCGAUAGCGGCGGCAGCAGCAGCAGCAGCGCUGAGGGACGGAGCGACGGGGGAUGCGAGGCCCGGAAUCUCCCACAAAGUUAAAUACAUGACUGUAAGAAAGAAGAAAUCUAUAUUGAUAGACUGUACUAUCAAAAACCUUCUCUUCAGUUUGCAAAGCCUUCAGCUUUUCUCUAUGCCAUGUUGUGUGACUGUUGUCCCAUGAGGAAUUUGUCUUCAUGAAGAUUCCUAAUAUUGGUAAUGUGAUGAAUAAAUUUGAGAUCCUUGGGGUUGUUGGUGAAGGAGCCUAUGGAGUUGUUCUUAAGUGCAGGCACAAGGAAACACAUGAAAUUGUGGCCAUUAAGAAGUUCAAAGACAGUGAAGAAAAUGAAGAGGUCAAAGAAACUACUUUACGAGAACUUAAAAUGCUCCGUACUUUGAAACAGGAAAACAUAGUUGAGCUGAAAGAAGCUUUCAGAAGAAGAGGAAAACUAUAUUUGGUGUUUGAAUAUGUAGAAAAAAAUAUGCUUGAAUUGCUAGAAGAAAUGCCAAAUGGAGUUACACCUGAAAAAGUAAAAAGCUAUAUUUAUCAACUAAUAAAAGCAAUUCAUUGGUGUCAUAAAAAUGAUAUUGUUCAUAGAGAUAUCAAGCCAGAGAAUCUCUUAAUAAGCCACAAUGAUAUUUUGAAAUUGUGUGACUUUGGAUUUGCACGGAAUUUAUCAGAAGGGAGCAAUGCUAACUACACAGAAUAUGUGGCCACCAGGUGGUAUCGUUCACCUGAACUUUUGCUUGGAGCCCCAUAUGGCAAGUCUGUAGAUAUGUGGUCAGUAGGCUGUAUUCUUGGGGAACUUAGUGACGGACAGCCCUUGUUUCCUGGCGAAAGUGAAAUUGACCAACUUUUUACAAUUCAGAAGGUGCUAGGACCACUUCCUCCAGAGCAAAUGAAGCUUUUCUACAGCAAUCCCCGUUUCCAUGGGCUGCGGUUUCCUGCAGUUAACCAUCCACAGUCUUUGGAAAGGAGAUAUUUAGGAAUCUUAAGUGGUGUUUUACUUGACCUUAUGAAGAACUUACUGAAACUGGAUCCAGCUGACAGAUACUUAACAGAGCAGUGUCUGAACCACCCAGCAUUUCAAACUCAGAGGCUCUUGGAUCGUUCACCUUCACGGUCAACUAAAAGAAAACCUUACCAUGGAGAUAGUAACACCUUAUCCAACAGAACUCAAGCUAGCAAAAGUACUGCUGUACAGUCUCAUCACAGAUCAAACAGCAAAGAUAUACAGAAUGUAGGAGUUGGAUUGCAGAGAGAAGAGGUUCUUCCAUCAAACGAAAGCUUUCUAAAUGGAAAUCUGCCUGUUGCUGCUCAUAGCCCAAUGCUUUCAAAGAAGCCAGCUAACCCUCCUGGAUCUGGAAGCAAGGAUCUAGCUAAUAACAACAUCCCACACCUCCUCAGUCCAAAAGAAGCGAAGACAAAAACUGAAUUUGAUUUUAAUUCGGAUCCCAAAGCAUCUGAUGGUCCAGGUACAAAAUACUUGAAGUCAAAUUCCAGAUCUCAGCACAACCGCCACUCAUUUAUGGAGAGUUCUCAGAGCAAAACUGGCACGCUGCAACCAGGCGAAAGGCAUAGCCGUCACAGUUACAUUGAUACUAUUCCUCAGUCUUCAAAGAGUCCCUCAUAUCGAACAAAGUCAAAAAGUCAUGGGGCUCUGACAGAUUCCAAAUCAGUGGGUAAUCUUUCCGAGGCCAGGGUUCAAGUUGCAGAACCAAACAACAGUAGGUAUUUUCCAUCCAGCUGUUUGGACUUGAACUCUCCUACCACACCAACACCUCCACGCCAUGCUGACAACAGGACUUUGCUUAGUCCUUCUUCAAGAAAUAACAGAAGUGACGGUACACUUGAAUCGCGAAGACCAUCUACAAGACAUUCCAAAACUAUGGAGGAGCUGAAAUUGCCAGAUCACAUGGAUGGAAGCCAUUCACACUCUUUGUCUGCUCCCCAUGAAUCUUUUUCUUACGGUUUAGGUUAUACAAGUCCCUUUUCUUCACAGCAGCGCCCUCAUAGACAUUCUAUGUAUGUGAGCCGGGACAGAGUGAGGACCAAGGGCUCAGAGGGUGGCUUAAGCGUAGGGCAAGGGAUGGCAGCCAGAGCAAACAGCCUGCAACUAUUAUCUCCACAGGUGCAGCAUAAGUCACUCACAAGAUCUGUUGGCUCCUCUCGUGAAGACUGUACAGAAGAUACCAGUAGGGGUGGAGCGUAUCAUGAUCAGCACACAGAUGAUGGAGCAUCCACAAAAGAAAAUAGACUUCUGUAUAAUGAUCCUGUACCUAGGAGAGUUGGUAGCUUUUACAGAGUCCCAUCUCCACGCCCAGAGGGAACAUUCCUAGAUAAUAGUGCCUCAAACAGAAUACCUUCGCUACCAGCAGAAAGUAGUAGUGUAACAAGCCACUCAAAGAGACAAACGGCUUUUGAUCCCUGGAAAAGUCCUGAAAAUGCUCAUUCUGAGCAACUAAAGGAAAAGGAAAAGCAAGGGUUUUUCAGGGCAAUAAAAAAGAAGAAAAAGAAAUCUCAAUCUACAGAAUCCACCAAGGCGGAGAAUCCAAGCAUCAAGAAAUCACUCUUUCCUCUUUUUAGUACAAAGAAUCACUUAAAGCAUAGCUCUUCUUUGAAAAAGAUUCCUGUAGUCACUCUACCUAUGAUGCCUGGGAGUGAUAGUCAGGAUCUUUUGGCAUUACAGAAAGCUAUGCACUCAUCUAAUCACCCUGGCAGCAGGCAGAAGGAUUGGCAUUGUGAUAAGAUGACAGAAAUCCAAAGUCAUAGCCAGCCUUUAAAAUCCCUCCGCAAGUUGUUGCACCUUUCUUCAUCCUCAAACCAUUCAAUUCCUUCUGAACCUCGAUUCCAGCCCUUACCAAGUCAGCCAACUAAAGCAUCUUUUUCUGAAGUUCGAAUUCAUCCUAUAAGUCAAGUUUCCUCCAGUAGCAGCAGCAACCUACGGCAGGAGUCCCAGUCGAAAGGCAGAACCACACUCCAGAUCCCGGGCCAGAUGGAACCCAGUUGGCAUGUUUCCCCAGUGAACAGGAGUGCCAAUGAUGGGACUUCAUACUCUGAUCAGAUGCCUUCUAAGAGUGGGCAAAAUGGUCAUACUUAUAACCGAACAAAUAGAUCCCGAAUGCCAAACUUGAAUGAUUUGAAAGAGACAGCUUUGUAAUAAUACUCCAAAAAAUGCUAUUACAGGGAUUUUAUCAGAGGGCAUGGCAGUGCUGGUGAUCGUGGUGGUAACUGAAUUCUCAGCUUAAUAAAAGGUGUGCAAUAUUGAAUACAUGGAGCUACUGUUUGGUACCACACCAAUAGGGAACUUACAGUGAAAUUAAGUUUAUUAAUUGCCAUUCAUCUAAUCUCAUGACAAAAGAAUGUGCACUUCAGGGAGAAUGAACUUUUUUGCCCUUUUCUCUCAUUUUACAUUCCAGCUUAGUGCACAUCUCUGUCUGUAUAGGCACUUCGGUGAGUUGAAAGGAAUGUCUUUAGACCUGUGCCCUUAUGAGAAAAAUAUAUUGCUGCCUAGAUUUAAUUUUUUUAAAGAAAAACUGUGGGGUUUAUGUGAAACACUUGUAUCCCUAAUAAGGGUUUAAAGUUAAGUUGUAUGUUUUUAUUUGUUUUUUAAACUUCCAUAUUUGAUAGGAUUUGUAAUAUUUAUUUAUGAUCUACUAUUGUAUUGUUAUAAUCAUAUCUCAUGUUACAAUGUAUAGUUAUUUUGAGCUGUUUGAAACAUUGUGAUGCAGUGCAACAGCUACAGUAGUUUCUGUAAAAACUAACAUACAUAGAUUGCAUCAGGAGUAUUUUAUUAUAUACAUAAAUUAUAUAUAUGAAUAUAUAUAUAUAUAGAUAUAUAUAAAUGGUAAAUAACUGUCUUUUUAAAAAUAUACUCAUUUAAAAGAAAAGUAUUGUUAUGACACUAUCUGCCAUAUUUUUAUACAUUUGUGAUAUAAAGUGCAGUAUUAUACUUCUAAUAAAAGGGAACUAAAUGUGGAUUGAAGUGUGAACUGUAAGAAGUUUUGCCCAGCUAGUACUAGAUGCAGUGUCAUUGGUGACAAACAAAAAUACAAUAGUAAUUCUCAGACUUUGCUCUUAGCUUGUUUCUGCAGGUAAUGGCUUAUCAAAAAUCGAAACCCUUAAAGUCAAUUGAAAAGUGAUAUAUUUUCCCCUAAAUGUAUGCUUAGCUUUUCCCAUUACUCUUAAUGGAAGAUAGGCCAUCUGCAUUAUCGUGGUAGAAUCCCACCUUGUUACAGUUGUCCAUGCAGAAAAACUAACCUGUAACAAGUUAACACAGAUCCUCUUCUGUUCAAUAUGUGAGGUGAAGACCAAAGAGUCACAGCAUGAGUUGCAAGUGGCAAGCCAAAGUUGGCACGACAUAGCACUGUAAAUCAUGGUGAAAGGUUUUAGGCCUCUAUGUAUUCUUCUUUGCACUUUGCUUGAAAUUGUACCGACCAGAAAGUAAAAUAUUGUAUUUAAAUGUAAGAGAGGAUGUGGCACUUCAAUUUUGUUUCUGAGAUUUAAUAAAAAACUGUGACAUAAUAUUUGAAUAUGGGAAGCAACACUUUUCCUGCUAAGUUUGAUUUCCCCUUAUAUCACUUAUAAGAAUAUCUAUGUGGACAUUAAAGCUUCACUCUCUUCAGAGUGCUGGAUGUUUUCUAAUUUCCUAUAGAACAUUAUUUUUUAAAAAAAUCAAGUGGACUUAUAGCAGAGUGUAUGUAGAGUCUAAUAUUCCAUUUGCUCACAAUUACUAUAACUCAGGAAAAAAGAUAAUUGGAAAAAUGUUGGCACAUUAUGGAGCUUGUAUCAAUAAAAAAAGAAUGAGACAAUAGUGUCAGAACAAUACAUGUUUUAAGUCUUAACUCCUCAGACUUACACAACUCCAAGCAUAGCUUAGUCAACUAGUUGUCGUUUUUCUAGCAGUUUACUGCUUUGUCCUCCAAAAGAUUACCUGAAAAGCAGAAACUGUUGCUGGUUUAUGCAGAUAUUUAGAUGUACAGAUGAAUGGAAGAGAUGUACUCUUAUCUUUGUAGUACAUUAAAGAUAUAUGUGAAUUUUUAAAAACAGCAGCAUCAGCAGACUUCAUAGCAGGAACAAAAUGUUUUUCAUUGCAAAAACCGAAAACUUGAGUUGGAAGGAUAGUAUAUGUGUCUGUUUCCUAUUUAGAAAACAGGUAUUGGAACAAUACAUGAAAUAAUGAGUGUGUUGUGGGGAAAGCUCAGUGAGGAAUAUGAGACCGUAUGAUGGCGUUUGUUUAAUAACUGGGUGUCAUUGUGUCAAUUGGAUUACUAGAGUAUCUAUCUUCUAACAGUCUCCUUCACCCACCCACUGCCCAAAUAGUCCUUACUAUUUGUUUUGAGACUGCGGCUCUGAGCCGUACUGUUUGUGUUACACUAGUUGUAGCUGUUUAAUUAUCGCUAUACCCCAUUUUGAUUACUAAUACUUAUUACACUGCAAGCAAUUUGCACACACAAUUUUUUUUGUAAUGCUAUUUCUAGCUCGUAUGUGCUGAAGCCCUCUGCCUUGAAAAUAUUUAGCAUCAAAUUUAAGUAUAUCAGAGAAUCAUUAAUUGUAUUGUUGCAUUUAAAAUUAGUAUUGCCAUUUUCAAGGAUAAACCUGGAAGUAUCUGUCUGACUUUCAGGAGAGAGUCAAGAAAUAAUAUAAUUUUCUCUUUUUGUUAAAAUAAAAACCGUACAUCAUGCUUGAACACACACAGUUUCCAAUCUGUUAAUAUAAAGAGUAAGUCUUAUUUCAAAAGCCUUGCACUUAAUUUGGUUUAUGUAGCCAACUUGUAAUAUGUUAGACUUGUAAAUAUGCUAAGACAUCCAAAAAUCUUAUUAGGCUAAUGGAGAUUUGCUAGCAUCCGAAGAAGAGCAAAGCCUAUUACACAUUAAACUAUUAUUGAAGUGUGAGCUUUUCUCUUCGCUGUGAUUAGAAAAGUAAUUUGCUGUACUCUCUGUAGCUUUACCAAGGAUAGAGCAGCUAAACUUAGGUAUGUGUUUUGCUCUCUGAUGGUAUUCCUAGUGUAAAAAAAUCAGUGUCGUGUAUACUACUGGAAGGCAGCAUACAUUUUCCUGUGGGAUUGUAGGGAUAUUUUUAAAAGGGGAAAUAAAACCUUGAUAUAUUUAACAAUAUCUGUGGAACAAAUCUUUGAUACUUUUGGAAAAUUGUCCAUUCAAUAGCAUUUCAUUUGAAAGUGCCCAUAUUCCAAUAAAAUGCAUCAAAACUGGCCUAAACAGUUUAUUGAAAGUAGAAUUUGGUUUCCAAAUUGUAAACAUGCUGCUGAGAUUUUUUAUUUUGGUAAACGUUGAUGAUAGUAAAAAGAGAAGCAAGUUUAAUUCUGCUUGACUCUCAGUGUGGGGAACGAGCAUAUUUUAAAGGGUUUUUUAAAAAAAACAACUAAGCCGUGUUUAAAAUUUGAAAGAUUACGAGAUUUAUGACUGAGAUCUAGCAUGUUUAGUGCAAGAGGUUUGAGAGCUGACAUUGCACAAGCAUUAGUGAACAAGCUUAACUGUGACCAUCUAUAAUAAUAAGGGCAGUUGUGCUAGUUGUCCUCAAGCAUCAGUCACCCACUGGAUUUGGCUGUUGCACUACACUGCUAAUGAGACUCCUACUAGCAGACUGGCUUGUCACGUGAGCAGGUUGCCACAAUUGGAUAUCUCCCUUUUUUUAAAAAAACAACACACUACUUUGAGCAACAGACAAGAUCACUGGGGAAGGGCAAUGGCAGUCACUCCUUGUUUCUUGGAUUUGGCAUACAUUUUUUCAAGUAUUUCAACCCAGUACUUUUUAACUUCAACCCAAGAUCAGGAGGUAUAGUUUUCAGGUGUGGUUGUUUUUUUUAAAUGUUCUGUUUUUAAACUCUAUAUCAGAAGGCUUCCCAUAUAAAUCCCCAAAUAGUAUUGGGAUCCCGAUUUGUAACUAUUAUUCUUAUUCUUACUAUUUUUCAAAGAUCAUUAAUGUCCCAGAAGAGAAGUACUGAUACAAUCUUUAAUAUUUCAUUUCGGUUUUGUAUAGAAACAGAGUUAUUAAAAUGUUCUCUCUUCCAUUCCGCCAUUGCCCCCACCACCAUAAAAGUAUGAGUAAUCCACAGUUUCCAGCUGCCUUAAAUAUAUCCAACUUUUAUUUUUACACUGUAUGGUAAUUCAGCUAAAACUGAAGGCAUUUGUAAAAUAACCAACAGAGAAGAACCAGGAAUCUAAAUAUUUUAAGGUUCCUGUUUCAAUACCAAAUUGAAUUAUGACCGAGAGCAAAUGUGAAAUUGGCAGAGAACAGGUAUAUCUGUGUCACAUUUCUAUUUGAGUAUUGGACUAGUGUGUGUUUGUUUUGCUCUGAGGCAGAAUAAUAAAACUUAGUCAGACUUUUGCCUAAAACACUCUCAACUGAGAAUGUGAAUGUGUAGCCUGACUCUUGCAUAACAGUAAUGUUUUGAUAAGUUUUUGUGUAUUUGUUUUGUGUGGUGGCGAAACUAUUCAGGCAUUAGAUGAACAUGCACAGGGAAUGUACAAUGGUUCUGUCUUAUAGUGUAGUUAUUUGAGCUAGGCUUGGUGUAUGUUGCAAGGAAAGCAUAUUACAGUAGUCUUCAAUAAACAUUCAAACAAUCUAUCAAAGUAUCUGUGAAAUUAAGAGAUUAUUUUAGAACAGCCUUUCUCAACCUGGUUCCCUUCAGAUGUUUUAGGGUACACGUAAAAUCAUCCCUUGCUUUUCUGGAGCUGACGAGAAUUGCAGGCCUCAACAUCUAGAAGGCACAAGGUUGAGGAAAUGUUCUAGAAGAAAAUGUGCCUUUCCAUAUCCAAAUUCAUUCUGUUCAUUUUUUUAUUAUUCUAGCUGGCUCACACACGAGACUUAGUAGCAGAUAAGGACAAAAGCCAUUUUUCCUAGUCUCUAGUAUAAUCCAGCUGCUCUUUAAGAACUUUUAAUACAACACAGUUGCAUCCCGACAAAUUAUCAAAAUAAAUUAAUGUAUCUUGAUUUCCCAGUGAAUUCUCUUCAUUCAGCUGCCGUAACAAUAGUGUGAGAGCCUUUCCUCACAUGUCUGCGUGUGUGUGCUCACACAAACACAUUUACCAAUAUUCUGCAUUAUAGAAUAAAAGUACCAGGAAAAACAAAACUGACCAGUUUAUUAACAAAACCCUUAAAGGAAUUUUAUGUGUUAGCUGAACACAGUUCCAUUUACUUUGAAGAGUAAUGAAUAAAAGUUGACGUCACUCGCUUCAGAAUAGCGGUGUAGAAGAUAUGCCCACUCCUGUGAAGUUUACCAUUAAAUGAGCAGUGCUUCUGGGAAAUGUAGAUUAAGUUCAUUCAGCCAAAUAAAGGUGACCAAGCUCUCUUAAACAAGCUGUUGCAACACAGUACCAUUGCGUCUUGUGGCUGUUCGUAGAGCAUGUUUACUGAAUGUAUAGCUAAAUAGUUGUACACAGUUGUUGUUUGCUAGGACAUUGCUCAACACAGGACUUUUCAGUUACCUCUCUUGGUCAGUUAAUUACAAAUUAUAAUAUGGUGUUGGCUUUACUUUCUUUUUGAAGAGUCUUUCGGGUUUUUUGGUCAGGAAUGGGUAACCUGUGGGUCUCCAGAUGUUGUUGAACUACAACUCCCAUCAACCUUGGCCAAAUUCCAGCAUGACCAGUGAUCAGGAAUUAUGAGUUGUAGUCUAACACUAUCUGGAGGGCAACAGGUUCCCCAUACCUGUUUUUAGACAUUGCUUAUAUUAAUUUUAAGCUGCUCAGUGCAUGCCCAUCGUUACAUUGCUUUAAGGUCUUCCUUUAUUUCUUUAUGCUGGAUUACCCUUUUUGUUUUGUUUUUCGCUCUGGGGGGCGGGGGGGGCGAAGACAUGAAAAUAUUUAAUCUCCCAUUCUGAAACAGCCAUUGUUAGAUUUUGUCCAGGGUGUUCAUUUGCUCAUUUAUUUGCUAGAUUAUCCGAGACAUGCAUUUUUAACUCUCAUCAUAUUCCAGCAUAACCGUUAUCUUAAAAGGUGCUUAAAAAAAAAUAGUCCACAGGAAAUAAUGUGGAAAAUACAUCAUGUGGGAGUUAUUUUUGAAGAGUCGGUAAAAUGCAUGAUGGCUUAAGAAAUGUAUGGAACAUCACAAUUUAAUAUUUGCAAAUAGGAGAUGUGUGCUAAUUCUAAGAUUGCAAAAUAUACAUUGCUGUAAUGAACUCUAGUGGGAGGACUUAGAGUUCAUAAGUGGUGGAGAAUCUACCCCCUUUAGAUUCUUUUUCUCCAACCUCAGUGUUAGAAGAAUUGAAGUGAAGGACAUACUAAUUCCAUAGUAGUACAUUUUAACCUUUAAAUUCAGGUUCUCUGGGGAAGGGGGGGAAUGCCAAAUAGAGAUCUUCAGGGGGAAAUAGCUUUGACUGGCUAUUUAAUAUACUGUACUGUAUUUAGAAAUCCAGGACUGCUGAGAUCUCCACUGUCAAAAUAUUGAAUAAGAAUUGUGGAUGAAAAAAUGGAGAGGAUGCCGCUUGGAGAAGUUAAUAGCUUUAGGAAAGUCAAGGAAAACCCAAAAGAUCUCAUUAAAAAGGCAGAUUUCUAGGCUUUUGAAGCAUUAUAGGUAAAGAUUACCCGCUUUCACUAUCCCUUUUUUAGAAAAUCUCAGAUGCUCUAACUUAAAAUCAACCUUGCUUUCUGUAAUGAAAAAGACGUUAUGUAAAUCUUUGAAUUAAAACUGACUUUGAAAAUACGUUGGAUAUUUGAAGAUUUCAUUCCGAGUUGAUAAACCAUCUGUAAAGUGUUUAUAGAACUCUUUGUAUCAUGUUGUGCUUACACCGUAUCAGAUUGCUUUCAGGCAUGUAUUCCAUUUUUAACUCCUGUAUAAUUUUUAUUGUUUAUGUAAAUAGUAUGAGAAAGAGAGAGAGAAAUGAUCCUAUGUUUAACCUUUAAUUAUCAGCAUGGGAAUUAUUCAUUUUUACUGAGCACAAUGUAUUUUUGAAUGGGCCUUCCAAAACAUGUCUUUAAUAAAAAUGCAGGUUUUGCACUAGAAAACUGAGGUUGUCAUCCCUCCUGUCCUCAAAAACAUUUCGUGCAUCUGUAGGAAGUUUCCUUCAGCCUUGCUGAUCUUUUAUUUACCCUUCUGUGCUUAGCCUUUUUUGAACCUCUAGCUACUUGAAUGUAUUUGCCAAGAAAUAUUUUUGACCUGCCUGAAACAUUUAAAUGAUACCAGUUUAUUUACAUUUACUUUUGAGUUCAGAUAGUACCUGUUUUAUCUCAAAUGGACAGUGGCUUGCUUUUGGACAUAGCCGUAUAGCUGACAUAAUAUGCCAGUGCUCCCAGAGGUCACUAGAAGAAUCUGUCCUGGAAAAGAAUAUCAAAGUACUGUAUACAGAUACGUGUCAGCAUCAGAAUACUAGUGUUCUUUUUGAUUAAACUGACUUCUUUGGUUUACGUAUGGCAAGGCUAGUGCUGACCAUGAAUCUCAGGUGAGGACUCUAAAACACUAGUCCAGACUUGAGCAUAAUGUUCACAAUUCCUUUUCUGUAUCUGGGAGAGCCUUUUGUUCUCAAUAUUUUCUUCAUCUCUUUGUCAUCCUCUGCUUCAUUGAGAAACAACUAUUGCUCUCAACAUUGGUUUGGAAAAGUGUCAGCUGAUGUAUGCUCUGUGUUUCUAACAGAUGAGCCAAUUGCUUGUGGUAGCGAUGCCUUGUUGCGUAUUAAACCAUCUAGUUAGUUGAAAUCUUGGUAACUGCCAUUUCAAAUGGUUUGAUCUUGGUCAAUGGUUUGUGUUCCACAUCAUUUCAAUCAUUUGGAUAUACUGUAUGUUUGAAGUUUUCCAUUUCCUUUAGGUAUCUCUAUUGCUUGUUGCCGUCACCUUUUUGGGAUUUUGGUGUGUUUAAUAAAAUGCAUUAGCCCGGGGUGACAGAUUUCCAGUACAGCAUUUAGAUAAUUCCUUCUUUGUAAAUGUCUUAUGGAAAGAAACACCCACCUUUUGUCCUCUAUAAAUGGCUUUGGGUGCAGAUACUUCUGUCCCAUAAAGAUUUCUUGCUUUCUAAUUUGACUCCACACAUGUGGAGAAAACUUGGUCACUCUUUUCUGCCAGAAACUGCCCAGUUACUGAAGACAAUAAAAUAAAUGGAUGGUAUGAGCACACACCAAAAAGCCAAGUUUAUCCUAGGAACAGCUGUGUGUGAGAGAGAGAAUUUUGAGCUUCUGGGUUGACCUUUUCAGUAACAAGAAGAGUGAGAUCUCAAUGUAUCUGUGAAAACUGAAAGGAGGCAAAUAUGAGUUGGUGCCUGAUAAUCUGUUCUCUAGGAACAUUGGGCUUCCCCAAGUCUGCAACCAGAGUUCCCUUUUAAUUGGAGAUGCUGUGAG